GGAGCGAGGAGCUGUCGCGCCCCUGAGACUCCGCUGCCGGCCCCGCCAUGGUCUCGGCUCCGCGCUGCCGGCCCGGCGCCCGGGGGCUCCUGACGCUGCUGCUGCUGCUGCCCCUGCCCGGGGCUCGCGGUCAGUGUGGGGCCCUGCCAAUGCUCAGUCGUGCCGUCCCCAGUGAUACUAGUCGCACAGAGGGCUUCCCUAUCAGCACAGAAGUGACAUACAGGUGCCUUGACGGCUUUGUUAAAAUCCCUGGAAAGUCAGACACUGUUGUUUGCCUUUCAAACUCUGAGUGGUCAAACAUUGGAGAGUUUUGUAAUGGUGGCUGUGGUGCCCCACCAAGGUUAAAAUCUGCUGCCUUAAGUAUGGAAGAUGCGACAAAGAAUUACUGUCCUCCUGGGACCACUGUGAGUUAUGUCUGUCGUACAGGAUAUGAGAGCACCGAACUGAGACAUGUCAUUACUUGUCUUGAGAGUUUAACAUGGUCAGAAGCCCCUGAGUUCUGUAGAGGGAAAUCGUGUGGUGUUCCAAAAGGACCAGAGCAUGGCAGAGCUGUUGAUAUAACAAAUGACCUGUAUGGUGCAAGAGUAAACAUCAUUUGUGAUGAAGGGUUCAGAUUACUUGGGCGGCCUUUCAUCCAAUGUGUGCUGAAGGGACAUCAAGUUGAAUGGAGUCAACUUCCAACUUGUCAAGCGAUUACUUGUUCUCCUCCUCCUAAUAUUGCCAAUGGGAUGCACAAUGGCGGCAACGUGGAAAUCUUUGAUUAUAACUCAUCGGUAACUUACAAAUGUGAUGAUAAUUUCUCACUUACUGGAGAGGCCUCCAUUCACUGUACACCUAAAGAUAACAUCAAUGGAGUCUGGAAUGGGUCUGCCCCUGAAUGCAAAGUCAUAAUUACCCAGGACAAACCACAACUUGCCUUGUUUCUGGCUUGUAUAAAAUAG
Molecule: messenger RNA, 941 nt
Organism: Emys orbicularis (European pond turtle)
Lineage: Eukaryota; Metazoa; Chordata; Testudines; Emydidae
Product: complement decay-accelerating factor-like
Exons: 7
Coding region: 48-941 (297 amino acids)
Biological process (GO): T cell mediated immunity; negative regulation of complement activation, classical pathway
Cellular component (GO): plasma membrane
Source: RefSeq, a predicted model, not a curated record